AUGCCUCGAAAGCUGAGGGCUGCUGCUCAAGCAGCAGCAAAAUCAAUGAGAAAUGCGCCCCAACAUCCUGAUGCCUCUGAUGAUGAGAUGCUAGAUGCGCCUCCAUCAGAGCCAUCAUCUCCUGCCCCAGACUACAACGAUUCCCCUGAGAACGAUCCCGAUGUACAAAUUGAUGCCGAAAGCGAUGCAGAACCCGAGGCCGAACCCGAGGCUGGGUCCGCUGAGCCGGCUGAGGCUGAGCCUGAAGCUGAGCCCGAGUCCAAGGCCGAAACGCCUGCCGAAUCCAAGGGCGAUGAAGCAGUGAGUGUAGCGACACCUGCUGCGGAAGAUACGACUCAGAUUGCGGCCGCAGAGGAUACCCCAACUUUUACUGGUGGCCGUCAAUCUGCCAUUCCCCGCAAGCGUCGCAUUGGUCGCCCACCCAAGAACCGCCCUCCAGACUGGGAUGCGCCAGACGGUGAAACCCCGCUCCGAGUCACCACUCCCGUCAAGCGUCGUAGAGGUCGCCCUGCUGCCAGCGGUGGACGAUGGGCGCGAAACCGGGGCCCAUCUCACCUGACCCAGGUCCCAGUCGACAAGGAGGGAAACAUGAUGGAUGUGAUCAAUGAUGAAGUGGCUGUUCCUCCUGAUCCCAAGGGUGCUACCAAGGUCGAUGAGAAUGGACAUUUGCAGGGUGGACGCGAGUACCGAGUCCGCACGUUCACGAUUCUUAACCGUGAUGACCGCCUGUACAUGCUGUCGACCGAACCUGCACGAUGCAUUGGUUUCCGUGAUUCGUACCUGUUCUUCCAAAAACACAAAAUGCUCUACAAGAUUAUUAUCGAUGAUGAUGCCAAGCGCGACUUGAUCGAACGCGAUCUCAUUCCACAUUCUUACAAGGGUCGAGCCAUUGGUGUGGUCACUGCGCGCUCAGUGUUCCGCGAAUUUGGCUCCAAGAUUGUCGUCGGCGGUAAGAAGGUUAUUGAUGAUUACUACGAGGAUGCUGCCCGUGAACGUGGCGAUGUGGAGGGUGAGCUGGCUGUCCCGGACGACAAGCUGCCUGGCCCUGGAGAAUCGUACAACCGCAACCAGUAUGUCGCUUGGCAUGGUGCCAGUAGUGUAUACCAUACCGGUGCGCCGUCCGUGCCAAUGGCGGGAGGCAAACCCGUGGAUUCCAAGAAGCGUCGGGUUCCUAUUACGGAUGACAAUUGGAUGCUCGAGCACGCCCGUGCAGCGAGCACCUUCAACUCCAAGCUUGCCGAAAUGCGCCGGGGCACCAUGGGAGGCGUGUAUGAUGUUCACACAAACCACAUACAGUAUCCCCAGAUCACGCAGCCCACCCAUGUCCGAUAUGAACGCGUGCCCUCACCCGGGGUCCUCUCCGCAGGAGAACUGAUGUCCGACCUGUCUUCGCUAAGUAUCGGAGGCCAAAAGCAAAUCAAUGAGCGCCCACAAUCCGCCACCGAGGAGCCAUCCUCUACUUCCCCCAAACCCACUUCCAUCUCCGGUGCCGAACAGGAUGCCACCGAACAGCAACCCACAAUCUUCCCCCGCGUCUGCAAAUCCAUCUCCGACCGCUACGUCAUCCAGGACAUCUCCUAUGAAACCCCUCCCUACUCCAAUAUGGGUAUUCCAGGCCCAGACGGAGACAUGCGCACCCUCAACCCGAACGGUGUAACCAGUUUGGCUGGCCCACUGCACCCCGAGUUCAUGAGUCCUGAGAUCAUCGCCAUGCUCCCUGAGGAAUGCAGAGAGGGGCUUUUGGACCAUGCAGCUCGCGAGUUGGAGUGGAAGUCUAGAUGGUCGACUGAAGCCGAGAAUGGGGCGCGAGCCAAGCCAACUAAGAGUUAUGCGUGGUAUCCCUAA
This is a messenger RNA of Penicillium pulvis, 1845 nucleotides long. RefSeq names its product Chromatin-remodelling complex RSC SWI/SNF subunit Rsc7/Swp82. Bases 1 to 1845 code for a protein of 614 amino acids. Gene Ontology annotation, cellular component: nucleus. The record is from RefSeq and is a predicted model, not a curated record. Gene Ontology annotation, molecular function: chromatin DNA binding. NCBI's taxonomy places the organism in Eukaryota, Fungi, Ascomycota, Eurotiomycetes, Eurotiales, Aspergillaceae. The transcript has 3 exons.